AUGGCAUUACCAUCACAUAUUCUAACUCUUCUUUCUCUUUCUCUUCUCAUCUCACUCGUCCGACCACAAGUCGAUCCAUCUCAGCAACUUCAAUUCCUAAACCGCGGCGACUUCGGAUACUCCAAAGUAGAGUACGGCGCAAGCUACAGAGACGUAGGUGUCAUCCGUAAUCACUUCCGUCUAUGUUUCUUCAACACCACGCCAAAUGCAUACACACUCGCCAUAGGUAUAGGAACAGGAACUUCUGACUCCAUCAUCCGUUGGAUUUGGCAAGCUAACCCUCAAAACCCAGUCCAUGAAGAGGCCUCUCUCUCCUUCGGACCAGAGGGAAACCUUGUUCUAGCUCAACCAGAUGGUAGAGUAAUCUGGCAGACAAACACAGAAAACAAAGGCGUUAUUGGUUUAACCAUGAACGAGAACGGUAAUCUUGUGUUGUUUGAUGAUGGAGGGUGGCCUGUGUGGCAGAGUUUUGAUUUUCCGACAGAUACACUCUUGGUUGGUCAGUCUCUUACACUUAAUGGCUCUAACAAGCUUGUAAGCCGUGAUAAUGGGUUAUAUACUCUUACCUUAGAGCCUAACCGGCUCGUUCUAAGUCAUUUAAUCUCUAGGAGUAACAAUAAGACCGUUGUUUAUAACGUUAUAGAAGGUCGGUUUAAUCCAAGCACGACGUUCUACGCGGUUAAAGACCAAGGAACCGCGACUCAGUUGGGUUUAGCCACUCCUGGUCUUAGGCCUGAGUUUCCUUACAAGCAGUUUCUUGCUAGGGCUAGGUUUAAUGCCUCGCAGAGUUUCCUCAGGCUUGACGCUGAUGGAAACGUUAGAAUCUACACUUUUGAUUUCAAGGUUAGAUUUCUUGCGUGGGAAGUAACGUUUGAGCUUUUUAACCGCGGAAACAACGAGUGUUGGUUACCGUCGAGAUGUGGAGAGUUUGGGCUUUGUGAGGAUAAUCAGUGUGUGGCUUGUCCGUCGGGUUUGGGCCUAUUGGGCUGGAGUAAGGGUUGUAAGGUCAAGAAGGUGAAGAGUUGUGAUCCAAAGACGUUUCGUUAUUAUAGACUUGGUGGUGUUGAUCAUUACAUGACUAAGUAUAACGUUGGUGUUGCUGUUGGAGAGAGUAAGUGUCGUGGUUUGUGUAGCGGGGACUGUAAAUGUUUGGGGUAUUUUUAUGAUAAGAGUAGGUUUAAGUGUUGGAUUAGCUAUGAGCUUGGUACUUUAGUUAAAGUGUCUGACUCUAAGAAAGUGGCUUAUAUAAAAACCCCUAAUGUUUGAUUUCUAUCGACCCUGUUAACCUAAUUCAAUUGUCAAAUAAGUCGGAAUAAAUUCUUGUAAUUGUAACAAAAGUUUAAUGUUUGUUGUGAGAAAGAAACUGUAUCCAUUGACUACCUAUUGAAUGCAGA
This is a messenger RNA of Eruca vesicaria subsp. sativa (arugula), 1394 nucleotides long. Lineage: Eukaryota; Viridiplantae; Streptophyta; Magnoliopsida; Brassicales; Brassicaceae. The record is from the annotation of a GenBank genome assembly.